Messenger RNA from Ylistrum balloti, 1104 nucleotides. RefSeq names its product stathmin-like. The coding region runs from base 20 to 865 and encodes 281 amino acids. The transcript has 7 exons. Gene Ontology annotation, cellular component: neuron projection; cytoplasm. Lineage: Eukaryota; Metazoa; Mollusca; Bivalvia; Pectinida; Pectinidae. The record is from RefSeq and is a predicted model, not a curated record. Gene Ontology annotation, biological process: neuron projection development; microtubule depolymerization; regulation of microtubule polymerization or depolymerization. Gene Ontology annotation, molecular function: tubulin binding.
AUAAAGAUAAAAAAAAAACAUGACGACAGUUUGCAGUAACUGGCUGAACAUAUUUUCGUGUAUGCGACAUACAGUUCCAAAAAAGCCAGCUAUCCACCCACAGGUUCACCCGAACAAACGGGCGUUCGAUGCUAUAAUUGUAUGGAAGGGGAAAGGUGAAAAAGGAACCAAAGAGAGCUAUGGAGGUGUGGCCUAUGACUACAUCCUGAAACCUGCCAUGGAGGCCUCAUCCAGACCUGUCUCACCACCCAAAGAGAAAGAAAGACCACUUACACAUGAUCAAAUUGUCAGAAAACUAAUGAAAGCUGAAGAAAGGAGACAGUCCAUAGAGGCACAGAAAGUGGAAUUUGCUGCACGAGAGAAAACAAAAAUCCAAGAAGUAAUGUCAAAAUCGAUGGAACAGGAGGAGCAGUUUGCCAGAGCUGCACACGACAAGCUACGUAGGUCUAUGGAAAUCACAAAGGAGAACCGCAAACUCCAAAUUAUGGCUCUUCAAGACAAGCUCCGAGAUCAUUUGGCCAGGGUGGAAGAAGUUUGUAAAAAUAGUGACAGUAUGGCCAAAGAUCUCAGCUUAAAAGAAAAAAUUGAUCAGAAACUUGAAGCAAAAGAGGAAAACCGUAAAGCUCAACUGCAAGCCUUGCUAGUCCGCCUCAAAGAUCACGCAAAACAUAUUGAGGAUGUUUGCAAGGCCAGUGAGAACAUCAACAAAGCACAGGAAGAGAAAAUGAUAAACAAGAUGGAAAAUGCUCUAAGGAACCGUGAAGAGCACUUGCGAGCACUGCAAGAUCGGCUCAAGGAACAUGAGCGUAAAAUUGAGGAAGUCCGGAGGAACAAACUGAAUUUACAGAUCACCAAUUCUGACUAAGGGGUAUAACCCCUACCUAUCUACCCCGCCCUUUUACUCUGCCCUGUGUUCACGGUGUCGUCAAAUGAAAGGACAAAGAACAAUGUCUGCACAGUUUUAUGGAUUAUUUAUCUACAUUAAACCAACCUUGUACUGUUUUUGUGAGAAAGUGUGAUUGUCAGUUUUCAUGUUGAUCUCCCUGGAUGUUAAGUUUUGUUUAAAUGCAUACCUCUUUAUCGUACACAGUAUUUUCUCAAUUU